Messenger RNA from Euleptes europaea (tarantolino), 1075 nucleotides. It is a transcript of the gene SPSB3, whose product is annotated as splA/ryanodine receptor domain and SOCS box containing 3. The coding region runs from base 17 to 1075 and encodes 352 amino acids. Gene Ontology annotation, cellular component: SCF ubiquitin ligase complex. The transcript has 6 exons. Gene Ontology annotation, biological process: proteasome-mediated ubiquitin-dependent protein catabolic process. The record is from RefSeq and is a predicted model, not a curated record. Gene Ontology annotation, molecular function: protein binding. NCBI's taxonomy places the organism in Eukaryota, Metazoa, Chordata, Lepidosauria, Squamata, Sphaerodactylidae.
UCUCUCCAAAGACGCCAUGGCAAGACGCAUGCGGAAUAGCAGAGCCUGGCACUAUGUCUUGAGCGGGGUGCGUCAAGAUGCGGACUCGCGGGUGGUGGCGUUAGCGUCCGGAGCACGCGGCUGGGCGUACGAUUCCGAUGGGCAGCACAGUGACUCUGAUUCGGAGCCGGAGUUCCCUUCUCUGUCGCCGUCCAUCCCCACCGCCAUCCCUGUGACCGGAGAGUCCUACUGCAAUUGCGAGAACCAGAACGAAGCUCCGUACUUCUCAAACCUCCACGCUGUCCACCGGAUAAAAGACUGUCGGUGCGGCGAAGAAGAUGAAUAUUUUGACUGGGUGUGGGAUGACAUGAACAAAUCGACGGCCACGCUGUUGUCCUGCGACAACCGCAAGGUGAACUUCCACAUUGACUACAGCUGUGGCACCGCCGCCAUCCGUGGGAACAAGGAGCUCGCCGAAGGGCAACAUUUCUGGGAGAUAAAGAUGACGUCGCCGGUCUAUGGCACGGACAUGAUGGUGGGAAUCGGGACCUCAGAUGUGAAUCUGGACAAGUACCGGCACACGUUUUGUAGCUUGUUGGGUAAAGAUGAAGACAGCUGGGGGCUCUCUUACACAGGGCUCCUCCACCACAAGGGUGACAGAGUCAGCUUCUCCACACGGUUCGGACAAGGCUCCAUCAUCGGGGUGCACCUAGACACCUGGCAUGGGACUCUGACGUUCUUUAAGAACCGGAAGUGCAUCGGAGUCGCUGCCAGCAAGCUGCGGAACAAGCGGUUCUACCCCAUGGUGUGUUCCACGGCGGCCAAGAGCAGCAUGAAAGUGAUCCGCUCCUGUGCCAGCCACACUUCCCUGCAGUACCUCUGCUGCUACCGCCUCCGCCAGUUGCUGCCUGACCACACGGACACGCUGGAGGCCUUGUCCCUCCCUCCGGGACUGAAGCAGGUCCUCCACAACAAACUGGGCUGGGUGCUGAGCAUGAACUGCGGCCGGGCCUCCCCCUCUUCGGGCAGUGACUCAGAGAGCUUGUGCGGCUCGGAGGCCGAGGCGUGCCGGCGCAAAAGAUGCCGGAGGACAUAA